Gambusia affinis (western mosquitofish) is the source of this 5545-nucleotide messenger RNA. RefSeq names its product receptor-type tyrosine-protein phosphatase V-like. The record is from RefSeq and is a predicted model, not a curated record. The transcript is spliced from 12 exons. Gene Ontology annotation, biological process: protein dephosphorylation. Bases 3996 to 5093 code for a protein of 365 amino acids. Gene Ontology annotation, molecular function: protein tyrosine phosphatase activity. NCBI's taxonomy places the organism in Eukaryota, Metazoa, Chordata, Actinopteri, Cyprinodontiformes, Poeciliidae.
GAAAGAGGCCAAACAGGACCAAAGCUUUAGGUAUUUCACUGUUAGCCAAAAUCGUGCCUGUAAACACAGCUUAUGAUUGAUGUGCUAAUGAGCAUCCUGAAACAUUGCAGCAAAAUAAAAGCAGGUUUCACCUGACAUAAUGCAAAUUACAAAGGUUUUCACACCCCUUAACCCUUUUGUCUUGGUACAAACAUUAGUGUAUUUUGUUGAGAUUUUCAUUGCCCUUUUUACUUUGAUACAUUAAAAUUCAGUGCAGCUAGUUAUCUUCAAAAGUCAUCUGAUUUCUAAAUGCACUCAAUCUAUGUGUAAUUUAGUCUCAAUAUAAAUCCAGGUCAUCUGGGAAGGUUUCAGAGUUUUGUUAGAAAACAUUAGUGAAUAAACAAUGUCACAGGACAUAAAUGAACACUGCAGACAUGUCUGAGGUAAAACUGUGGAGAAGUUUAGGGCAAGUUAGUCUUUAAGAAAAUGCCCUAGGGUUAGAAUAUGUCAUGGAGCACAUUCAGUCCAUCUUCUGAAAAUAGAACAACUGCAAACAUACCAAGACCUGGCUAAACACAGGGUACACAGGAAGAAGAUUUGCUUAAGGUUUGAGACUGGCAUGGUUCACUCAACUACCAUGAAAUAUUUUAGAUCUUAGUUUAGUCGUAUAAUAGAACGGUCCAGUCAAACUCCAGACCUAAAAUCAACAGCAAUCUGUUGUGAAAUCAAAUCAUGUUCCCCUUUUCUUUCAAUUCACCAUUUUCAACAACUUUGUUUUGAUGUUCAUCAUAAAAUCUUAACAAACGCAGAUUUUUCUGGUUGUAAUGCAUCACAAGAAAACCAAUAUUUCCUCAAGGCAUAGACGCAACAAAGUGAUACAGUAAAGUGUAGUAUUUAUUGAGAUUGUCAGGAAAUGUACUGGGAUAAUUAGGCAUUAUGCUGGGGUGGUGGUGGUGGUGGUUUCUGUAGCUGGAAUUCUGAUUUUUUUAACGCAACCAGAACCUCAACUAGACAUACGCGUUAAUGCCCUUUUUGCUGCUCGCCUUUGCAAGGUGGUCUUAGAUUGGUGUGAAGUUAGCUGGAUGUUUCUAUAAUUUUCAAGUAAAUCAAACAACCUGUCAAUCCAGAUGUAAUGAGUCACACUGUCUUUUUCAACUUCCAAAUAAGCAUCAGGUUGGCAGUUGUCUCCCUAAUCACAAAAAACCCAUAUACAACAAACAAUAAUUAAACAUUUAUAGAUAUAAUAGUGUUGCAAAGAUUGGCAGCCAAAGAACAGAGUUUCAUAACACACAAAUGAAUUUAUUGGCUUAUUCUUUGAGGCAAUAAAAUAACUUUUGGGACAGUAUUAAGACAGGGAGGUAAUAUUUUGCAAUUAUUUAUGUAAUUAUGCUUUUGUGCAUGAGAACAAUAUAUUUUUAAAUUAGCCAAUCAGCUUAAGUGUAGUAUCUGACAGAAAUAUUGAGGAAAACAUAUUUGCUUUACAUAAUGCCUCAAUUUUUAUGCAUUACAGACUAAUUGGAUAAACUAAAAUUAUUAUAAAAACAGUUUUUUAUGAUUUGGAUGCAAAUCCUGUACAGUCACUAAAAGUUGAUUGGCAGCCAACGGUGGUUCAACAAUGAGACACUCUCCCCCAGCCUCCAUCUUCCUCUUUUCCUCAUUCCUUUAAGCACUGCAGGCAUUCAGCCUUUUCGCUGUGACUCUCAUUCAAAAUUGAUGAUUAUUGUUUCUGUUUUGCAUCUCGCCUCACUCUAAGGAAACCAAUUCUGAGAACACAGGCCAUCUCGACAGGAUGCGCUAAAAGAUCCACCUGCAGAUUGAUGUUCUAGCAUCAAUAUCCACAUAUAAUUCUGUUUUACAUUUAAACCUGCACAGUUAUUCAAAUUGGGCUUGAUGGGAGAUGUCAACCAACCUCUUAGUUUUGCGCCACUUUCCUGAAUCUGAGCUGAAAAUAAAUUCUGAUGCUUUUCCUAACGGAUAAAUCACCUGUAAAUACAGACCAUCUACCGUAACUACACUGUCAGCUCUUUCAAGUCCCAAGCAUUUCUCAGUCUUCACCAUGUUAAACAGAUGAUGUACUAUAUCCUUGGAUCGUAAUCUCUCGUUUGAGUCCUCCUUACUGCUCGUCUCAGAUGGUUCUGGUCCAGGUUUCGUCUUGGAUCCAUCUGUCCAGAGAAUCUUGUUCCAGUACUGUACACCAUAUUCAUAAAGGCCUGCUUUGACUGCAAGGCUUUAUAAAACGCCUCCUCAUGAAUGUUGAGAUAGCAUGAUGCUUCAAAGCAGAUUUCUUUUACCAAGAAAGUAGUUAAUUUGUGUUCUUCAUGCAAAAAUUACGAGACUAAUUUAUCAACAUAUCCCCGUAUUCACAAAGUUACAGACCAUAAAAGGAACUGCAAUAUGCAAAUUCAAUAUCCAGAAUCUUGAUCUGGAUAUUUGUCGUGAAUAGCAAUAUAAAAGACUCAUCAAGAGAACAAGAUUCUCCUGAGUGUACAAGAGAAAAGAGGAAAAAUAUGAAGUAAUGAAAAAUAAACCAAUAAAUCACUCAUUGAUCAAAAUGGGAUGCUCUAAUCAGUGAUCAGCAUGUACAUGUAGUAAAUUAUCCAAUUUCUUAAAAAACAUUAAUAUUUAAUUAAGUUAAAGUUAAGUAAAUACACUAAAUCCCAUUCUUCCAGUGUGCAACUCUACCAACAAACUGCAUGUUCUUUAAUAUUUUUGCAGGGACACUCUAUCUCAGUCUAAACUGAGACAGACUUGUUUUUACUUAGUUUCGUGUUAGAUUCUAAACUACUACUACUGCAUCAAUAACAGGCAAAAGUAAUCCAGAUGAACAGUAACAUAUGUAGGAGAAAACAUAAGCACAAUGCAGCAAGUAGCAAAAAAGAAAAAGUUAAGCAAUUAAAAAGAAAAUUACAAUAAUAAAUAUAAAACUAGGAAACAUAUUCUCCAACUAGAAGCAGCAUUUGUUACAUCUAAAUUUAGAUUUCUCAUUAAAAUCUCCUCGUAAGAAUGUCACAUCUUGAUUGUGAAAACAGAAAAAAAUCUAAUUAUUUGAGGACUUCUAACCACCAAUCCAAUGAGCACUUGAUUACGGAUGCUUUUCAAGAUCUGCAUGUUUAAUUGAAUCAAUCAGAAGCUAUGUGUAUAAUUCCAAUCCUGAUUUGCCAGAGAAGCAAUCUCAUUGACUUCUUCACGAGAGGACUGUUAACCAUCCCUGCUCAUAAGCAUUUUCUCUAAAAAGAGACAUUUUAGAAAAAGAGAAACAAUACCUUCAAAAAUAUACAUUAUCAAUUAUCUUCGUAGUUUAAAAAAAAGCCUUGGCUCUCAUCAUGUCAGCCUCACUGUAGCAGCAACCAGCUGCAGUUUAUCACGUGCAGCUGCGCUCCACGCUGUGCUCACAUCAGCAAAGAUAACCAUGCAAUCCUUUGAUUUCAGCCACCUGAGCAGCUUCAAUUAAAGCUAGAAAAAACCCUGUAUGAUCUACACUCCAUUCUGGAGAACAAAAAGUAAAAAUCUGUUAAUGCUGUAUGGAUGCUUGCUGGAUGCAUAAGUUAACCAGGAUAAAUAUUUAUAUUUAUCCAAUCAUGAUGUACUUUCCUCAAGCUCAAUUGUGUGUUGGCGUGGUUUGGUGUAGACUGAGAAGGAGCGAUGGUGAGCAAUAUUAGCAUAAACGAGGUGGAUUAUUUAGCCUUUUUGCGUCCCAGAAAAGUCGAUGGAGUGAGUUUCUCUUUAAAUAAGACAGCGUUACCACCACCUGGGAACUUUGAGACAGCCUGGGAAGAGCGGCGGACUCAGAGCGCGGUCCUCUCUUUGUGAGUGAUUGUUUUUGGGGCCUGUUGACUGACGCCAAGCUGAUGCAGCCACACCACACUCAAGCUGCUCUGCUGGUCGAUAUCUGGGGUUCAGAACCUGAUCUGCUGGUUGAUGUCAGGGGUUCAGAAGUUGAGCGAACAGGUUUUCUUUCUUGUCAGCACUGACGACAUAUCCAGAGCUUUAAACUCUCCCUACUGAGAGGAAAAGACAUGAAGAUGGAGACUUUCUCAAGAUCACAGAUUCUGCAGGACUUUAAUUUGCAAUGCAACAAACUGGCAUCCAACAACAACCGAGGCUUUAAACAGGCCUUUAGGGAGCUGAAUGAUGUUGGGAAAGACCUCCCCAGUAGAGCAGGCAGCUUGGAGGCCAACAGAGAAAAAAACAGAUACCCCUGCGUUUUGCCAUAUGAUCACUGUCGGGUGAGGCUUUCAGUUCAAAACCAGAACCCAAAUUCUGAUUACAUCAACGCAAAUUUUGUCCCUGGUGGUGGAACAGAAAGGGAUUUCAUCUGCACCCAAGGUCCAAUGUCCAACACUUUAGCCGACUUCUGGAGGAUGGUCUGGGAGCAAAACGUCAGGAUAAUCCUCAUGUUGACCGCUCUCAGAGAAAAGAACACGGUAAUGUGUGAAAAGUACUGGUCUCUGGAAGAAGGGACAGUUUAUCACGGGCUGUUCCAAAUAACAACAGUGGCUCGGAAACAGGGUCCAGAUUAUUUUGUUACUACCAUUAACCUGCGACAGAGGGACCUGCCAAACGACAGGAUAAUCACACAUUACUACUACCCGUCCUGGCCGGACCAGAGAAUCCCAAACCCAUUUUCUCUGUGUGUGUUCACUGAGCAUGUGCGGCAGCAUUUGGAGGCUCUGCCCUGCCUGGGGCCAGCUGUGGUGCACUGCAGUGCAGGCAUUGGCCGGUCGGGGACAUUUGUGACUUUGUUGUGGCUGAUGCAGCUGAGCAUGAGAGGGAUCCCACCUGACAUCAAAGGUGCUGUGAGGGACCUACGCCUGCAUCGGAUGUCGAUGGUCCAGACACUUGACCAGUACAUAUUUAUUCAUCACUGUCUGCUACAUUGGCUCAGCGGAGGACCAUCGGCAAGCAGGCAACAGAUGCAGGUACCAGAUUUGAAUUCUAACCAACACAAGAAGGAUCAACCUCAGAGUUCACGGAGGAGGCGACACAGAUCUCAACAGAAACCUCCGGCAGACCAACCCCAAAACACACUGCAACAGAUUUUUAAACCUGGGAACCUACUGAGGAGGUUAAUACCCUCCUUAUCGCAGAUUAAUCCAGACUCACAAAAGGCCUGAAGAUAUCCUCUGAAAAAGGCAUGGAAGAACUGAUAACCAUCACAUUGGAUGUAAAAGAGGAGGAAAAAAAGGCCUUCUUGAUGCUGCUUUAUACAAGUGUAGGAAAUGACUAAAGAUGCAACACUGUGUGCGCAGUGUGAAGGGAGGGCCCGGAAGCACAGAACUGCCCUGACAACAUGCAGAUAAAUGCUUUUAACAAAGACACAGCAGUUUGUACUGUAACCACGAGGAAGAACUGAGGGAAUAAUUUAUCAGGUUAAACCUGUUAUUCUGCAAAUCACGUCUGAUUCAUGAGAAAAGGAGGCUGCAUGAAGUAAAAAUACUGCAGGCAGAGGCUUUUUAUCAGGUCACCAACAAGAAACCUUUUAUGAUGAGCAAAGUUUCCAGGUGGGAGCAGCUAGAGAGCUAAUUAUUUACUUUAAGAUGUAUUUUAUUAACAACUGUUGGAAAAA